AUGGCAACGGCGCUUCUAUUUCAAUCGAUCCUGGAAGCCCUAAUUCUACAAGUAGGUGAGUUGGAGACUGCAAAGAAGGUUUGGGAUGCAAUUAAAGCUCGACACGUAGGUGCAGACAGAGUGCGAGAAGCGAGACUACAAACUCUUAUGGCUGAGUUUGAUCGUCUUAAGAUGAAGGACAACGAGAGCAUUGAUGAAUUUACUGGUAAAUUGUCUGAAAUAUCGACAAAAUCAGCGGCAUUUGGAGAAAACAUGGAAGAAUCUAAACUCGUAAAGAAAUUCUUAUCGAGCAUACCCAGAAAAAAGUAUAUCCACAUAGUCGCAUCGCUUGAACAAAUCCUCGAUCUCAAGACGACUAGCUUUGAAGAUAUCAUAGGUCGCUUAAAAACCUAUGAAGAACGGAUAUGCGAUGAAGAAGAAGAACAUCAAGACAAUCAACAAAGAAAAUUAAUGUACACUAACAUGGAGUCUCAAUCACACCAAGAGUAUUAUAAUGGUUAUAGAGGAAGAGGUCGAGGAGGUCGUGGCUACUAUAGAGGGAGAGGACGAGGUCGCUCGUAUUGGGACAGAAAAGAUGCAUCCAGAGUAACCUGUUUCAGGUGUGAUAAGAUAGGACACUUCGCUGCAACAUGUCCAGACAGAUUGCUUAAGCUCUCUGAGGCACAAGAAAGUAAAGAAGAUGACACACAAGAGGCUGAUAAAUUAAUGAUGCAUGAAGUGGUCUAUCUUAAUGAAAGAAGCGUGAGACCUAAGGAGUUUGAAUCAAGCAUGGAUGGAGAUAAGAUUUGGUACCUGGACAACGGUGCUAGCAAUCAUAUGACAGGAAACAAAAGCUACUUCAAGAGCAUCGACGAAACCGUUACAGGAAAGGUAAGGUUCAGGGAAGGGUUCCAUCUUGUUCAUCACCCAAGCCGGCAAACAAAAACUCCUGUCUGA
Brassica oleracea var. oleracea is the source of this 936-nucleotide messenger RNA. RefSeq lists its product as uncharacterized. The coding region runs from base 1 to 936 and encodes 311 amino acids. Lineage: Eukaryota; Viridiplantae; Streptophyta; Magnoliopsida; Brassicales; Brassicaceae. The transcript has a single exon. The record is from RefSeq and is a predicted model, not a curated record. Gene Ontology annotation, molecular function: zinc ion binding; nucleic acid binding.